CAGGUCUUUGUACCCACUGCUGAUGACGGUUCAGUGGGGCAAGCACAACUUGUCACACUUGGAUCUGAAUUCGAGAGAUCUUUGUGUGGUGUUCCACUGCUGAUUGCAACACACGUGCACCGUUCACUGGGCUGAAAAGUACAACAACAACCGACCACUGACAGACAGUAACAAUGGAAACAAAAAGUUUCGAACAACAGAAAGUCGCGAAGAAUGGAAAACAGAAUAUUAUUAGCAAAUACUCGCCCAGGCUGCACUCGAAGAGACCAGACUCGAUGCGGGUCGAACUUUUACCUCAGCCGGAAAAUUCGACAACAAAUAACGCGGAAAAGUGUAGUGACUUUGGUGCGCGUGUUCCGGGAGUUGACAUCGAAUUCACCAAUCUUAAUUAUGCUGUAAAGGAAGGAAUCAUCAAAAGAAGAGAACGAAAAAUUCUAGACAAUGUCAGCGGUAAAUUCUCAGGAGGACAAUUGACAGUCAUUAUGGGCCCAUCGGGCUGCGGAAAGUCAACUUUGAUGAAUAUUUUGGCAGGUUAUAGAGUAAAAGGAUGCAGUGGAGAUAUACUAAUAAAUGGAAAAAUAAGAAAUAUAGACAUAUUUAAAGAACAAUCUUCGUAUAUAAUGCAAGAUGACAAUUUACAACCCUUAUUAACAGUGGGAGAAGCCAUGAGCAUCGCUGCUCACUUAAAAUUGGGGAAGGCGUUUAGUCAUAGGGAUAAAAAGCUCAGGGUGAAAGAACUUUUAGAAUUCUUGGAUUUGUGGGACAGUCGAAGGGUCAGGACUAAAAAUUUGUCAGGAGGACAAAAGAAGAGGUUAGCGAUAGCAUUGGAACUCGUCAAAAAUCCGCAAGUGGUGCUUUUAGAUGAACCCACCAGUGGUUUGGAUAGCGUGACGUCUAAAAAUUGCGUAGAACUGUUGAAAGGUCUGUCAGGUCGUGGCAAAACUGUGAUUUGUAUAAUACAUCAACCGUCGGCGUCCAUUUUCGAAAUGUUUGAUCACUUGUAUGUUAUGGCCAAAGGCAUGUGCAUGUAUCAGGGAUCCGUCAGUUAUGUAUUGCAAUUUUUAGAAGAACAUAAUCUCAGAUGCCCUCCGUACCAUAAUCCUGCUGACUAUCUAAUAGAAAUAGCUUCUGGUGAACACGAUGCCAAUGCUGUCGAAAGAUUGGUCAAAGGCUGUAGUAAUGGACGGUUUAGUUUGGAAUAUUUAGAGAAUCACAUAUCUAAAGAGGACUUCAUCAUUUCCAAUAACAACUCCACCGCGAUAAACGACAACUCAAUACCGUCAUUAAUGAGACUGCCAUCGUUCGUAAAAGCUACAACGACCAAAGAAGUGAUAGUAGAAAAGACGAAAUCAUGCUUUCGAAGUCGAUAUCCUACGUCGUUUCCGGAUCAGUUGCUUGUUUUACUCAAGAGGACUUUCAAAAUUGUUAGUCGAGAUCCCACGUUGAUGUACAAUCGUCUUCUAACUCACAUCUUCAUAGCCCUUCUUCUUGGAACUUUGUAUUAUGGUAUUGGAAGGGAUGCCAAAGAUAUACGUAAUAAUUCCAAUUUCUUGUUCUUCACAGUCAUGUUCCUUAUGUUGACUGCCUUCAACUGCGUCACCACAACAUUUCCAACAGAGUUGCCCAUAAUUAAACAGGAAUGUUUUAACGGAUGGUAUGCCGUCAAAAGUUAUUUUUUAGCGGUUACUUUGGCCGACAUUCCCAUACAGAUUUUAGCGACGCAUUUAUACGCGGGAAUCACCUACUUCAUGACCGCUCAACCGUUUGAUUUAUUUCGAAUAACAUAUUUCGUAACCAUGUGCACCCUGAUUUCGUUGGUUUCCCAAAGCUUUGGAUUGAUAAUUGGGGCCAGCAUGGGUGUUAAGAAUGGUGUCAUUUUUGGUCCAUUUUGUUUUCUUCCGUUUACAAUUUUUUCUGGAUUCUUCGUACAACUGAACAGUGCACCGUUUUUUCUACGAUGGAUUUUUCACAUUUCGUUUUUAAAAUACGGUUUCGAAGGAUUGAUGCUAUCGAUUUUCGGUUACGAUCGCGGUAAAAUUCCGUGUUCUUCAGACUACUGCCAUUUUGUCUACCCCAAAAUGUAUUUGGACGCGUUAGACAUGGAAGACGCCGUUUAUAAGAAUUGUGUUCUUUUUAUGAUAUUUCUAAUCGUUCUAAUGAGGUUUAUCAGUUAUUAUUUACUUUAUUUAAGACUGAAAUAACGUUAGAUAAUGGUACAAGUACCUACAGGAGGCUUGUACCUGCUAGUAGUAUAAAGUCAAAGUAACCAGUACAGUACUCUGUGAGGGAGGGUGAGGUGUAGAUAAUUGACAUACAUGUUGCAAUUACUGUAAUUACAAAGUGGGCAUGUACGUGGUAAUAUCAUUUCAUAAACACGAUUAGUAAUAGUAAUAAAUAAUCGGAAUUCGUCUGUGUCAUAUAGGUACAUUAUACAUAAGUAGAAAGUGUUUCUUAACGUUUUUCUAAAAUUCAAACAGCAAAUGAGUGUUCUUUGUUUUUCAUUGUUUCAAAAUUAAAACAAUCAACAAAUGAAAGUGCUUUUUCACUGGUGUGGGUAAAGUUGAAAUAGUGAACAAAUGAGAGUGCUCUUUACCCUUUAUUGCUGGAAAAUUAAAACAAACAACAGAUGAAGGAGCUCUUUCAUUGCUGUAGGGAAAAUUCAAAUAAUUAACAAAUGAGAGUGCUUUUUGCCCUUUAUUUCAUUGUUGUAAAAUUAAAACAAUCAACAAAUGAUAGUAUGUUGUAAAGAAUGUAUGAUCCUAAUUCCUCGUCAAAAGUCAAAAACAUAAUCAUUAUUUUGUUGUCGUUUUAGACAAAUUAUUAUUUAGUCAUUAAAUUUUAGUCAGUUUUGUAAUGUAGAUAAUAUGUUAAUUUAUAUAACCAAAGAUGUAUUACGACAAAAGUAUAUAUUAUUUUCCGAGAAACAUACCUAUCUAAAAUAAGUUUAUUGUUAAUACAAUGUUAAUUAAAUGCGUUAUUUUAAGUAGCCAAUUUUUGUAAACUUUUUUAA
Molecule: messenger RNA, 3010 nt
Organism: Agrilus planipennis (emerald ash borer)
Lineage: Eukaryota; Metazoa; Arthropoda; Insecta; Coleoptera; Buprestidae
Product: ATP-binding cassette sub-family G member 1
Exons: 10
Coding region: 174-2201 (675 amino acids)
Cellular component (GO): plasma membrane
Molecular function (GO): ATP hydrolysis activity; ABC-type transporter activity; ATP binding
Source: RefSeq, a predicted model, not a curated record